CAAAAUCCGAAUUAUUUUUAAAAUAUUGGUUCACACAUUAAGUUAUGUUUGCUACCAGCAAGCUCGAGAUAACCAUGAUGCUCUACAGUCUCAAGGAGAUCAGUUUUGAUCUCAGGAUGAUGUAGAAGAGAAUGUGCCAGCCUGGUCUUCCCGAGAGGCCUGGGGACCCGCCUUGUUUGGUUCCCACCAAAAAGUACUCUCCGAAGAGUACCCACCAAAGAGUACUCUCCAUAAAGAGUACUCGUGGGGGAGGGGAGGCAGUGGGCUGUUUACAAAGCGGAGAGGAGCCCAGUUAUUUGCUGGAGCAUAAAAAGAUCAUAUGCCCACACAGGCUAGGUAGGACCGGCCUCUCCUUUCUGGGUGACUAACACAAAAAUACAGUCGACGUCUUGGAAGUGCUUCCUCUCCUGUCUCCCCGUCCUGCUCUCAUGAUUCAUCUCUGUUGGCCAAGAGGCCGUCUUUGCUCACCGUGCACGGGGACAGAAGUGGGUGCUUUUUGGGUGUGAAAGUUUCCAACCCUGCUUCCCGACCUCUGACCCAGAUAUCUUCCCAAGAGUGCUGUGAAUUCAGGCCGGGAAUAUUUUCCCCCAAAGGCGGAAAAAACAUCUUUCCUUUUCAAGGGAUCUGUUCUACAUAUUAAAAAGACACUUUUGUUUUUCCCCCAAAGAAAGGGUGGGGAACUCCUACUGUCCUUGGAGCUUUAGAUUUGCUGUUGGGGUGAUUAAAAAAAAAAGUUACUUCCAAAGUGCAAACUUGGGUGUGGGAAAAUAAAAAAAGACUCGGAUCUCCAGGAAUUUCCGCCGAGUGGAAAAAGCCAGUGCCCAAAGGUGCCACGCUACAGGACGCCCGUGUGCAAAUACAACCCACUUGGAAAUAUAACAAUUUUAGAAGCAGAGGGAUGGCCAGGACUUGGGGGUUCGGUUGUAAAGGGAUCACAGGGGGGUCCUUGCGCGAUGGAAUGUUCUGCAGUCAGACCCCAACCUCUGCAGGCGACAGCGUUGUAUAGCAGAGGACCAGCAGAUCUGGGGGAAUCUGAAUAAGAGCCUAGUUGUGAUACACACUAUCCUAGCUGUAAUAUACUUUUUUUCCUACAACUGCAUGGGACUCUACAAUGAUCUAAACAUACACGCUCCCCCCACGACUGCCGCUGCGCGCUCCGCCGGGUCCUUUUCACGUCCUGAGCAACCCCGGGGAGAACGCAGUGACCCCGCGCGUCCCUCGGUGGGUGUGCAGGGACCCGCUCCCGGGGCGGGGCCGGCGGAGGGCGGGGCGCGUGGAGGAAGUGACGUCUCGGGCGGGGCGCGCACCUGGGCACCUGGGCUGUCGCUGAGGCUCCGAGCGGCUCGGGCUGGCGGCGAGAGAGGAGCGAUGGAGGGCGACAGCGGGGUCCCGUGGGCCCUGGGGCUGCUGCGCACCUUCGACGCGAAGGAGUUCGCGGGCUGGGAGAAAGUCGGCUCCGGCGGGUUCGGGCAGGUGUACAAGGUGCGCCAUGUCCACUGGAAGACGUGGCUCGCCAUCAAGUUGUCCUCGUCGAGAACUCUGCACGUCGACGACGGGGAGCGCAUGGAGCUUCUGGAAGAAGCCAAGAAGAUGGAGAUGGCCAAGUUCCGGUACAUCCUGCCCGUGUACGGCAUUUGCCAGGAUCCCAUGGGCCUGGUCAUGGAGUUCAUGGAGACGGGCUCCCUGGAGAAGCUGCUGGCCUCCGAGCCGUUGCCGUGGGACCUGCGCUUCCGCAUCAUCCACGAGACCGCCGUGGGCAUGAACUUCCUGCACUGCAUGUCCCCGCCGCUGCUGCACCUGGACCUGAAGCCCGCAAACAUCCUGCUGGACGCCCACUACCACGUCAAGAUUUCUGACUUCGGGCUGGCCAAGUGCAACGGGCUGUCCCAGGACUUCGGCGUGGACGGCGUGUGCGGCACCGUCGCCUACCUGCCCCCAGAGCGCUUCGGAGAGGAGAGCCAGCUCUUCGACACCAAGCACGACGUGUACAGCUUCGCCAUUGUCAUCUGGAGUGUGCUGACGCAGAAGAAGCCGUUUGAAGAUGACAGGAACUUCCUGCACAUCAUGAUGAAAGUGUCCAAGGGCCACCGCCCGGAGCUGCCACCCGUCUGCAGAGCCAGGCCGCACGGCUGCACCAAGCUCUUGCACCUCAUGCAAAGAUGCUGGCACGGGGACCCUCGCGAGCGGCCCACCUUCCAAGAAAUCACUUCCGAAACCGAGGACCUGUGUGAUAAGCCCGAUGAGGAGGUGAAGGAGGCCGCUGAGGAUCCGGAGGUGAAAGCCCGUCCGGCGCCCAAGAGCGAGGCACCCGUGUCCACGGCCCUCAAGCGCGCCUCGGCCCCAGCCUUCGACAAGGACUACAGCCUGUCCGAGCUGCUGUCACAACUGGACUCGGGCAUCUCGCAGACGCUUGAGGGCCCCGACGAGCUCAGCCGCAGCUCCUCCGAGUCCAAGCUCCCGUCCGCGAACAGCGACAAGCGGCUGUCGGGGGUAUCCUCCGUCGACUCCGCCUUCUCCUCCAGAGGGUCCCUGUCCCUGUCUUUCGAGCGGGAGCCUUCCACGGGCGACCUGGGCACCACCGACGUCCAGAGGAAGAAGCUUGUGGACGCCGUUGUGAGUGGGGACACCAACCGGCUGAUGAAGAUCCUGCAGCCCCAGGACGUCGACCUGGUGCUGGAGGGUGGCGCCAGCCUGCUGCACCUGGCCGUGGAGGCCGGGCAGGAGGAGUGCGUCAAGUGGCUGCUCCUCAACAACGCCAACCCCAACCUGACCAACGGGAGGGGCUCCACCCCCCUGCACCUGGCCGUGGAGAAGAGGGUGCGGGGCGUGGUGGAGCUCCUGCUGGCCCGCAAGAUCAGCGUCAACGCCACGGACGAGGACCAGUGGACGGCCCUCCACUUCGCCGCCCAGAACGGCGACGAGGGCAGCACGCGGCUGCUGCUGGAGAGGAACGCCUCCAUCAACCAGGCGGACUUCGAGGGCCGCACGCCCAUGCAUGUGGCCUGCCAGCACGGGCAGGAGAGCGUGGUGCGCAUCCUGCUGCGCCGCGGCGUCGACGUGGGCCUGCAGGGCAAGGACGCCUGGCUGCCGCUGCACUACGCCGCCUGGCAGGGCCACCUGCCCAUCGUCAAGCUGCUGGGCAAGCAGCCGGGGGUGAGCGUGAACGCCCAGACGCUGGACGGGAGGACGCCCCUGCACCUGGCCGCCCAGCGGGGGCACUACCGCGUGGCCCGCAUCCUCAUCGACCUGCACUCCGACGUCAACGUCCGCAGCCUGCUCGCGCAGACGCCCCUGCACGUGGCCGCCGAGACGGGGCACACGAGCACCGCCAGGCUGCUCCUGCAUCGCGGUGCCGACAGGGAGGUGGUGACCUCGGAGGGCUUCACUGCCUUGCACCUGGCCGCCCGGAAUGGGCACCUGGCGACCGUCAAGCUGCUGGUGGAAGAGAAGGCCGACGUGCUGGCCCUGGGGCCCCGGAACCAGACGGCGCUGCACCUGGCCGCAGCCGGCGGACACACGGAGGUGGUGGAGGAGUUGGUCAGCGCCGAUGUGCUCAACCUGUCCGAUGAGCAGGGGCUCAGCGCCCUGCACUUGGCCGCCCGGGGCAGACACGCCAAGACGGUGGAGACGCUGCUCAAGCACGGGGCGCACGUCAACCUGCAGAGCCUCAAGUUCCAGGGCAGCCAGGGCCCCGCCGCCACGCUGCUCCGGCGAAACAAGACCUAGCUUGCCGCCCUCGGAGACUGGGGCCCCUGCGGGGGCUCUGGUCCCGUCGUCAUGGUCCAUGGUGGGGAUAGAAAGAUGCUGUGUGUUGGCCAGCAACCCUCACCUUGUUGUUGAUGGCCUGGCGGCACGUUGACCGAACAGGCCAUCAAGAGGCUGCUGACUCGGGGUGCCCGCCAGGAGUCCAUCCAUGCGGGUCACCCUCCAAAUGAAGGUGGUUAAACGGUGCUGAUCCAUCCACCCAUCUGUGUGUGCCCGGCGUCCGAGGCACGGUGGGUGGAAAUCAUUUCGUUGCGCUCCUGCUUCUGAGGCGGGUCCCUCGGUGACAGUCAUGGGUGCUGUCGAGCCCGCUGCAUCUCGAGUGGAGCCUCCAGGGCGCCCCAGCCUGAGGGUGCAGGGGCAGGGAGAGCUGUGUCUUCGAUCUUCAUUUGCAGCGGCAGAGCCGACGAAGCAGAUCGACUCAGAGUGUGUUAGUGGAAUUCUUGCGUGAUGGAACGCCCUCGCUAGGUGAACACAGCAUCAGCUGUUCCUUGAAAGCUCUUCAAAAUGUUCGUAGCAUCUGAUAGUCUGGCCUGUGCCUACUGCGUAAACGCUGGUACUGUUUGUCAAAGCCGGUAGGUAAGGUGCCGUCUCUGACACUGAGCUUGCGCCUCCGUUGCUCCUUGGGACAGCAUGACUUCCACAGGCCUGUGGCUGUCAUUCACGUCCUACUGCGCAGAAUGCAUUUUGAACCCUAGAGCCAAAUAGGCAAGAGGCAUUUAAAAAUUCACCUGUCACCUCAGUGUUGUAUGCAAAACAGUAUUACCUAGUUAGGUGAACCUUCUCACUUGUCUUCUUUCCAGCUGCCAUUCUGGGGGACGGGGGGGCUCAGACGGGCUCGCUGACCUGCCUGCAAACCUCUGAGUCGGGGAACCCCCAAGGCGGCCCCAGGAGACCAGCCGACACUCUGGGCUCUAAAAGACGCGGUGACCCAGCCCUGUUCACCCCUGUCGUAUGUGCUGUCCUAUGGCGCACCCCCUGACUUUGUAAUGAGAGUGCAUUCGCUGCGGGAGACGGUCCUGUUUGCGAACGUGACUUGUGCUGUAUGAUACAGAGAUUGAUAUUAAUAUACCAUGUAUAUUAAUGUGAGUCUGUGGGCUGGGUAUUUCUUUUCUAUGACAGGAAAUAUCCAGACUGCUCAGAACUGGCUAUGUUUUAAUACGCCUCUCGCUCUCACGAUGAUGUGCCCUGUUGUUUUAAAAAGACCGCUUGUAACAUGAAAAGCUUGGAUGUAAAUAAAUAAAGCCAGGGUGUUGUCUACCGUU
This is a messenger RNA of Phyllostomus hastatus (greater spear-nosed bat), 5027 nucleotides long. RefSeq names its product receptor interacting serine/threonine kinase 4 (gene RIPK4). The transcript is spliced from 8 exons. Gene Ontology annotation, molecular function: protein kinase activity; ATP binding; protein binding. Gene Ontology annotation, biological process: protein phosphorylation. Lineage: Eukaryota; Metazoa; Chordata; Mammalia; Chiroptera; Phyllostomidae. Bases 1099 to 3726 code for a protein of 875 amino acids. The record is from RefSeq and is a predicted model, not a curated record.